AAUCCAUCACCAAAACAUUACCCUUUCACCGCUGACAGUACCACAGUGGUAGCAAGAAUCCGCCCUUUGCUGGACAAAGAAUUAGACAGGGAUAUAAUUGUGCGCGCCGAAUCCAGUCAGGACGACAAGCCUACGAAUGUUGUACGGAUACCGAAUCCCAGGAACGAGGCGGAGAUGUUUAGUUUCGCGUUCAACGGCGUUUAUGAUUUGGAGACUACCCAGGAGGAACUAUUCAACAAAGAAAUCGCGCCGACUCUUAAGUCUUUAUUCCAAGGCCUCGAUACUACGAUUUUUGCAUAUGGCGUUACAGGUACGGGAAAGACGCAUACAAUGAGAGGUGGCAUGAAGCUGGCAGAGAGAGGAGUUAUUCCACGUUUGCUAAGUGGCAUCUACCGGAGAGGAAAGAAGGUCACCAAGGAUUCUGGCGGAGAGACGUCUGUCUCCGUUACCCUCUCGUACUACGAAAUCUACAACGACAAGGUCUAUGACCUAUUCGAGUCGCCCGACAGACGUUCUUUGGCAGGGCUGCCACUUCGCGAGAAAGAUGGAAAGACGAUCGUAGUUGGCUUGUCCGAACGGGAAUGUGACGAUCUAAAGGACUUUGAAAGGUUGUAUAUCGAGGCGAACAACAAUCGCAGCACAGCGGGCACGAAAUUGAACGCGCAAAGCAGUAGGAGUCAUGCGAUCCUGAUGGUUAAGGUUACGCAGAUCAACGGAGCCGAAACGCUAAUAAGCACGGCAUCUGCGAUUGAUCUGGCUGGUUCGGAAGACAACCGAAGGACAGAGAAUAACAAGGAGAGGAUGGUCGAAUCCGCGAGCAUCAACAAAUCUCUAUUCGUGUUAAGUCAGUGUGUUGAUGCCAUCGGGCGUGGGGACAAACGAAUUCCUUACCGGGAAUCCAAAAUGACCCGGAUUCUGAGCCUGGGUCAGAAUAACGGAAUUACGAUUAUGAUAUUAAACUUAGCGCCAUUGCGAUCAUAUCACUUAGACACUCUCUCAAGUCUCAACGUCAGCUCAAGGGCAAAGCGGAUAGAAGUCAGAGAGAUUGAGAACGAGGUAGUAUUCACACAACCGCCAAGAAAGGCAUCAGCUAUCACUGGAAAUAAUAUCUCUCGACAGCCAUUACGACCAUUGGCGAAUGCUCAUAAUACUCAUGUCACUAAUGUUGCUCAAAAAGCGGGGGAUAAACCCGCAAAAGCAUUCUCGGUGUACACGGACAAGGGAAAAUCAGCUCCACGAUCGUCAAAUCCACCUACUCAUCCAGCCCGGCCAGCCAAGAAAAGAACCUCGGACUCGUCGACUAACUCUCGUCCUACCAAGAUUGUCCGACCCACUGUGUCAGGUCCAAAAUCCGCGUCUGAAUUAUCAGCGUCCAAGAUUGAAGAAAUGAUUGAGCGCAAGGUAUCGGAGGCCCUGGCAACCCGUGCUCUCAACCAACCGACCGCCAAUCCCCCAUCCGAGAUCAGUGAGGCAGUUCAGCGACGCCUUGAAGCGUUGGAGAAAAAGAUAGAGGAUGGUGACGCGGAAGAUGAAAGGGCAGAAGGGUUACGAUUUCUUCUGAUGGCGAAGCAGCACAAGGAAAGAGGGGAGGACUUCAGUGCAUUGAAGAUGUAUGGGAUGGCUGUACCGUUCUUCCCCGGUCAAGAAAAGCUACGGAAGAAGAUCGACGGCCUAAAGGCAAAAAUUACAGCAAAGAGGGACGCAGAGGCAGCAUCUAGGGCACCAGUCCCAGUAGUAGUUCCAAAGCGGGGCGGGAUUGCAACAGCACCUAUCUCUGUAGUUGCACAACUGCCUACUCCUGCUGCAUCGUUCGAAAUCUCCCAACCUCAAUUUGAACCUCAACAUAAACCUGAACCUCAACCUCAACCCCAGGCCAAGAGAAGGAAAACAAAUACAGAGGAAUCCGAUGAUGAAUACAACGGCUCGGCGCUUAUGAUAGGAGGAGGCUACGAAGACGACGAUAGCUUUUCCUACAGGACAACAGCGAAGCCCAAGAAGCACAAGUCCAAAUCUACAGCUAAAUCCACACUUCACGUUUUCGCCGACGAUGCCAACACUAAUUCAAACCCACCGCAAACACCUCGCACACGGCAUCUCCUCGAUACCAUAAAUUCUCGAGACGUAGCACUUAUCAAAGGACUCAGUGGCAUCGGAGGAAAGAAAGCGAGGGACUUGAUUGAAUUUUUGGCACUGCAGGAUGAAGAAGAUGGAGGCACGAUCACAGAUUUGCAGCAGCUGAUAGGGAUGCCUGGGAUGGGGGCCCGGACUGUAGAGAGGGCUUAUGAGGGGAUUGCCGCUCUUCUUGUGUAG
Lachnellula hyalina is the source of this 2310-nucleotide messenger RNA. It is a transcript of the gene kif22, whose product is annotated as Kinesin-like protein. Gene Ontology annotation, biological process: microtubule-based movement. The transcript is spliced from 2 exons. Lineage: Eukaryota; Fungi; Ascomycota; Leotiomycetes; Helotiales; Lachnaceae. Gene Ontology annotation, molecular function: ATP hydrolysis activity; microtubule motor activity; microtubule binding. The record is from RefSeq and is a predicted model, not a curated record. The annotation marks the transcript as partial. Gene Ontology annotation, cellular component: microtubule; kinesin complex.